Molecule: messenger RNA, 2929 nt
Organism: Morus notabilis
Lineage: Eukaryota; Viridiplantae; Streptophyta; Magnoliopsida; Rosales; Moraceae
Product: disease resistance protein RPS2
Exons: 1
Coding region: 21-2735 (904 amino acids)
Molecular function (GO): protein binding; ADP binding
Source: RefSeq, a predicted model, not a curated record
UUUUUUUUUCUAUAUCCAAUAUGGAUGCUGGGACUCUUGUGAAUUUCAUUUCCAGCCUAGUUUGUUGCAUGUACGACUCCAUUGCCAAGGAGAUAAGCCCUGCAUUGAAUGUCGACGAGCAGAUCAAGACUCUCGCAGGUGAACUGGAUGAGCUGAAAGCGAUGAGGGAUGAUGUGAAGAGACAAGUUGAGAAAGCUGAGGUGGAGGGAGCAACCAUCACGAGCCAAGUAAAAGGGUGGCUGCAAAGAGAAGAAUCUGCAGAAGAUAAAGCAAGUUUGAUGUUAACCGAAGAUUCCGAACGACGACAACGCACUGGAUGCUCCACAUUAAACUGUCCUUCGGUGUACAAAAAGAGCAAGAGAGUUCAUAAGAUGCUUGAGGAAAUAAGAGGACUGAAAAACAAAGGCUUAGAUCAUGUGAACAUUGUGGUGAAUAACGGGUUGACUUCUAAAUCUGUUGAGGAGAUCCCUAGCAGGCCGGCAGUUGGGCUUGAUGUAAUGUUGGAACAAGUUUACAAGCAUCUUGAAGAAGAUGGUAUUGGAAUAAUUGGAAUUUAUGGGAUGGGUGGUGUUGGAAAGACCACACUUUUGAAGAUUAUAAACAAUGGAUUUCUGACCAAAACACAUCAUUUUGAUGUGGUGAUAUGGGUGACUGUUUCCAGGGACUUUGCAGCUGACAAAAUCCAGCAGGCAAUUGAGGAAAGGCUGGGGUUGACUUCAGAAGUCAAUGAAGCAACACAAAGAAGAGCUUCUAAGAUACAAAGGGUAUUGAAAGGGAAGAAGUUUUUGCUAUUACUGGAUGAUGUUUGGGAAGAAGUCAAAUUUGAGGAGGUUGGAAUUCCCUUUCCAGACAAGCAAAACAAGUCCAAAUUGAUAUUCAGCACAAGGUCCGAGGAUGUCUGCACCGACAUGGCUGCGGAUAGGAAGUUAAAAGUGGAGUUCUUGGGAGAAGAAUAUUCCUGGCGUCUUUUUUGCAGCAAUGUUAGAGCAAGAGAACUUAAAGAAUGGAAGUCCAUUGAGCCUCAUGCUCGGAAAAUUGUCAAGAGAUGUGGCGGCUUACCGCUUGCUUUGAUCACCAUUGGAAGGGCCAUGGCUAACAAAAAGUCAGAACCAGAAUGGAGGAAUGCAAAAGAAGUUCUCAGCAAAUCUCCCUCGGAAAUUCGAGGUAUGGAAGAUGAUGUGUUUUCUCUCUUAUAUUUCAGCUUUGAUAGAUUAAAGGAUGACACAAGGAAAACCUGCUUUUUGUACUGUUCUCUAUUUCCUGAGGACUUCUCAAUAGAAAAAGAGCAGCUUGUGGAGUAUUGGAUAGGGGAAGGAUUCCUAGACAGCUCUGAUGGAAGAGAUGUCCAUAAUGAAGGAUAUGCUGUCAUUGGAGAUCUGGAAGUUGCCUGCUUAUUGGAAAGAGGUGAAGAGAAAACCCAAGUGAAAAUGCAUGAUGUUGUUCGAAGUUUUGCUCUUUGGAUCGCAUCUAAAUACGAGUCUGGGAAGAAGUUUCUAGUGCAGGCGAGUUCGGGGCUUGUUGAAGCACCUAGAGUUGAAGAAUGGCAUGAGUACCAAAGAAUUUCUUUGUUGGAUAAUGGAAUCACAAUGUUGUCACACAAACCUAAAUGCCCCAAUCUAUCAACCUUGUUACUCCAAUGGAACAAUGGCUUGAACAAAAUAUCAAGUGGGUUUUUCCAGUUUAUGUCUUCCCUGAAAGUCCUGGAUUUGUCACUCACCAGUCUCAGAGAAAUCCCCGAAAGUAUCGGCUGUCUAGUUGAGCUCCAACAUCUUGAUCUGUCUGGUACCAAGCUGUCCACAUUACCAAAGGAGCUAGGAAAUCUGGGAAAUCUGAAGCACUUGGAUCUGCAACGCACUUAUUCACUGCAAGACAUUCCACACAAGGCUAUAUCAGGACUCCGACAACUGCGAUCCUUGAACUUAUACUACAGUUACAGCCAAUGGGAAGAACAUAAUUGCAGCUCCGACGAAUGCGAUCAAGUGAUUGGAUUUAAUGACUUGGAAUGCUUGACACAACUCAACAGUCUAGGCAUCAGUGUGACAGGAUCAGCUACAUUGAAAAAACUUUCCGGUUUAAACAGUUUACUACAACGAAUUCGGUUUCUGUACAUUAAAGGAUGUGAGGGCUUAUUUCACUUAACUAUCCCAUCACCCACUUCCAGGGUACUGAGAAGGCUUAGCAUCUAUAAUUGUUGUGAUUUGGAGUACCUUGAAAUUGAUGUUGGGAUAUCUGAAAAGAACAUGCCAAGUAGCUUGGAGGUACUAGCUUUGCAUGAACUUCCCAACUUAACCACAGUUUGGAGGAAUCCUGUGACCCGGGACAGUCUCCGAAAUCUUCGUUAUGUCAACAUAUGGUAUUGCCACAACCUGAAGAAUGUUUCAUGGGUGCUGAAUCUUCCAAGACUAGAGGUGAUUUAUCUGUUUUAUUGCAAGGAAAUUGAAGAAGUGGUAAGUGGGAAUGAAAGAGUGGAAGAGGGAUUUCCAAGCCUUAGAACAUUAUCAAUCAGAGAUCUCCCAAAACUAAGGAGUAUUAGUCAAUGGGCAUUGUCUUUUCCUUGCUUGGAGAGAUUGGCUGUGAUUGAUUGUCCAAGGCUGAAAAAGCUACCAAUCAAAGCACACAAUAAUGCCUCCAAUUUGCCAACAAUCUAUGGUUCCAAGGAGUGGUGGGAUGGAUUGGAGUGGGAUGAAUCCACCAUUGAGUCUGCUUUACUUCCUCACUUCAUUGCAACUGCUUAGUGAGGAAAUUACUAGUGUGCGUGUGUGUGUGUAUAUAUAUAUAUAUAUAUAUCAAAUAUGAAUAUAAUUGUUUUUGUUUAAUUUUUUUUUUUCAGGUUUUUUAUUAGUCUGAAAUUAUAUUCUACUUCAUGUCAUCUCUGGAAUAAAUUUUGGACUGUCACUGUAAGCAUUCUAUAUAUUCAACACUGCAAGAU